AUGGUUAAAGAUUUGAGCCUUCCGUUAGAGCAUAUUCGUAGUGAGAUGGUUGUGACGAAUCCAUUAGGAAAUAGUGCUCGGGUGAGACAAGUAUGUCGAGUGUGUCCUAUAUGGAUUCAGGGAAUUGAAUUCCCUGUUAAUCUAAUGGAAUUACCAUUUGAUGAAUUUGAGGUUAUUCUUGGUAUGGAUUGGCUUUAUCAUUAUUAUGCCAACGUGGAUUGUAGAGUUAAGCGAGUUCAAAUAACAAGUCUUGAUGGAGUAGAGUUUGAAGAUAUUCCGAUAGUCAGAGAGUUUCCAGAAGUAUUUCCGGAUGAGUUACCUUUGUUACCUCCAGAUAGGGAGGUUGAGUUUCAGAUUGAAGUGAUGUCUGAAUCAACACCAAUUUCAAUGGCUCCUUAUAGAAUGACCCCAAAAGAAUUGAAAGAGUUAAAAGUUCAGUUGCAGGAACUUCUAGAAAAAUGA
Molecule: messenger RNA, 462 nt
Organism: Hibiscus syriacus
Lineage: Eukaryota; Viridiplantae; Streptophyta; Magnoliopsida; Malvales; Malvaceae
Exons: 2
Coding region: 1-462 (153 amino acids)
Source: RefSeq, a predicted model, not a curated record